Guillardia theta CCMP2712 is the source of this 257-nucleotide messenger RNA. RefSeq lists its product as hypothetical. The annotation marks the transcript as partial. The transcript has a single exon. The record is from RefSeq and is a predicted model, not a curated record. NCBI's taxonomy places the organism in Eukaryota, Cryptophyceae, Pyrenomonadales, Geminigeraceae.
GAUGUUCCAGACUCUCUACGGCCAGACCGCUGCUGCCCUCUACGCCAAGGCCGCCGGCCAGAACGCCCAGGCCCGCCAGCUCUACAACGCCUCCGCUGACACCUACUACAAGGCCAACGAUGCUGCUGCCUACGAUGACUGGGUCCGCGCCCGCAACCACUGGGACUACUUCUACAACCGCUCGUAAAUUCGGUUGUAUGUAGCAUGUUGAGAUUAGUGUAACUGUCGCAUUAAAGAAAUAAAAUACUAUUCAUUCC